AUGGACGGGACGAGGACCCCAGGGAGAUCGGUCUAUAGGGACAUUGAUGGGUUCAGGUAUACGGUGGAUUAUAGCUACGAGCUCGAGGGCCUUACCGAGUCCACGGAUUCCCCUGCCAACGCCGAACACCAACCGACAAUCUGGGUAGACUUUUCCCCUUCCUCCCCCUCUGACCCGCUGCACUUCCCCGCAUUCAAGAAAUACCUCAUAACGACAAUCGCCUGCGCUUUCACCUUCUGGACCUCCCUCAACGCUUCGUCGUACGCCAUUGGGGAAGGGUCUAUGGAAAGAGACUUGGGGGCGAGUAGGGUGGCGGCGGCGAGCGGGUUGAGUUUGUAUGCCUGGGGGUUCGCGGUCUUCCCCAUGGUAUUGGCGCCGUUCUCUGAAGAGCUGGGAAGGAGACCGUUGUACGUCGUGGCAGGGGUUCUGUAUUGGGUUUUCUAUUUCGCCGUCGCCAAAGCCAACUCGAUCGCCGUCGUCCUCGUUUUCCGUUUCCUACAAGGCGGCGCGGGUUCAGUAGGCUCCACGCUCGUCGGUGGUACCUUGGCCGACAUUUGGCCCGCCUCGGAAAGGGGUGGCAAGAUGGCCGUCUUUGCCCUGAUGGCUGUGAGCGGAACCGCGUUCGCCCCCGUCAUCUUCAGUUGGGUGGAAGCGAACCCUUCGCUAGAAUGGAGGUGGAUCCAAUGGAUCCAGAUCAUACUCGUUGGGGUUUACUUGCCUAGUAUACCGUUGUUCAUGCCGGAGACGCGAGCCGCGGUUUUGUUGAAGAAACAAGCGGAGAAGAUGAGAAAGAAGAAGCGGGAAGAACAAGAGGGAGGUGGUAAGGCUGGAGAGAAAGGCGUGGUUGGCGUGGUAGGAGGGUGGGACCAGGGGAUGAAAUACCUCGCAAGAGGGGAAGUGGGGAAACCGAAGUUGACCGAGUUGAUCAGGGUCAGCUUGGUUAGACCGAUACACCUCCUGGCAACGGAACCUAUCGUCAUCUUCUUCACCCUCUGGAUCUCGAUCGCAUGGGCCGUGAUGUACGGCCUUGUCCAAUCGAUCCCGUACGUAUUUCGUGAAGUGUACGGGUUCGGCACCGGUAGGGUUGGGUUGGUCUACUUGGCCUUGACGAUCGGAGGGUUCAUAGGUUACGCUCUGAACUUUGUGCAGGAACAUUAUUACAAUACGAGGGUGGGAAAGAAGGGCGCCGAGGCGAGGUUGUACGGUGCCAUGGUCGCGGGGAUCGCCCUGGCCUGUGGCUGUUUCAUCUACGCGUGGACGACCUUCUCGCACAUCACAUACGUAGCACCAUGCAUCGGGAUCGUCGUCAUCAUGGCCGGCGUGUACACAAUCUACUUGGCCUGCUUCAACUACCUCGCCGACGGAUACUCUCUGUACGCCUCGAGCGCUUUGGCCGGCCAAUCCCUCGUGAGGAACCUCGUCGGGGGAAGUUUCCCCAUGUUCGCCAACCCGAUGUACGAGAACCUGAACCCAAACUGGGCGUCCACGCUCUUUGGGUUGAUCGCGGCGCUGCUAGCGGCAGUACCGUUCGUCGGGUUCUUCUAUGGACCGCAGAUUCGGGCGAAGAGCAAGUUUUCAAAGUUGUUAUUAGAAGAGGAACAAAAGGCCGCACAGGAAAAGGAAGGGCAGGAUGAUAUGGCCGACCCGGCAUGA
Messenger RNA from Filobasidium floriforme, 1653 nucleotides. RefSeq names its product major facilitator superfamily domain-containing protein. Gene Ontology annotation, biological process: transmembrane transport. Gene Ontology annotation, molecular function: transmembrane transporter activity. The coding region runs from base 1 to 1653 and encodes 550 amino acids. The transcript is spliced from 6 exons. NCBI's taxonomy places the organism in Eukaryota, Fungi, Basidiomycota, Tremellomycetes, Filobasidiales, Filobasidiaceae. Gene Ontology annotation, cellular component: membrane. The record is from RefSeq and is a predicted model, not a curated record.